GCGGGUCCACCGGCGGAAGCAGUAAGACUGCUGUGUGAGAGCAGGAAACACCGUUCUGACACAGGAGCCGGGUAUCUCGGUUGGGCUUAACGAAACAAUACCCACUGCUAUGGCUGUCGGGGCUGUGAAUCUGCGCUGCUUAUGCUGUUUACUGCUUUAUUUCACGGCGACAGCCUUUGCGGGGCGUGAUUUCUACAAAAUCCUGGGUGUGAAGAAGUCAGCAUCAGUUAAGGAUAUCAAGAAGGCCUACAGGAAACUAGCUUUGCAGCUUCACCCGGACAGAAACAGGGAUGACCCUUCGGCUCAGGACAAGUUUGCGGACCUCGGGGCGGCAUAUGAGGUUCUCACGGACGAAGAGAAAAGGAAGCAGUACGAUGCCUAUGGAGAAGAAGGUUUGAAGGAGGGUCAUCAUCACAGCUCGCACGGAGAUAUAUUUUCCAGCUUCUUUGGUGACUUUGGGUUUUUUGGUGAAAAUCAGCGGCAGCAGGACCGGAACGUCCCCCGAGGAAACGACAUCGUGCUGGACCUCGAGGUGACGCUUGAAGAAGUCUACUCGGGCAACUUUGUGGAAGUUGUGCGUAACAAGCCUGUAGCCAAAGAGGCCCCAGGGAAGAGGAAAUGCAACUGUAGACAGGAAACGAGAACCACUCAGCUGGGACCUGGACGCUUCCAGAUGACCCAGGAAGUCGUCUGCGACGAGUGUCCCAAUGUGAAGAUGGUAAAUGAGGAAAGAACAUUGGAGGUGGAGAUUGAGCAAGGUGUGCGGGAUGAUAUGGAAUAUCCCUUUAUUGGAGAAGGUGAACCGCACAUCGAUGGAGAACCAGGAGACCUCCGCUUCCGCAUUAAAGUGAUGAAGCACCCGGUGUUCGAAAGGCGAGGAGAUGACCUUUACACUAACGUUACAAUCUCCCUCCUGGAGGCUCUGAUGGGCUUUGAGAUGGAUAUCGCUCACUUAGACGGACAUAAGGUUCACAUUGCGAGGGACAGGAUCACCAAACCUGGAGCCAAGCUUUGGAAGAAAGGCGAAGGGCUGCCCAACUUCGACAACAACAACAUCCGUGGUUCCCUGAUUGUCACCUUUGACGUGGAGUUCCCCCGGGAGCAGUUUGACGAGCCGCAGAAAGCAGGCAUACGGCAGCUGCUGAGGCAAGCUUCAGUACAGAGGGUGUAUAACGGACUGCAGGGGUACUGAAGAUCCAGCUCCCCCGAACUGUUCCCUCACGCAAACACAGGAGCCAGCCUCCAUGUGUGGAUCUAUUUAUUUUUAAGACUGUACUCAGGAUGGCUGGAUUUGUAUGUCCUCUCUUCAUUUUUAAUAAUGUGGGCCUCUUGUUCAGUUUUUUAAUAGUACCAGUGCCUCUGUCAUGAUUGUUUUUGGUAAGGAUCAUCGUUAGAUUUUUAUUUAAUGUUUUUACUUGUUUUUCUUUGACACAUACCCCUUGAUUUCUGUCUGAUGAGAUUGGGCCUAUGAGCUGUCAGUUAUGCAGCUUCCACUGGUACAAACAGACAAGGUUGCAUUUUAAAUGAGCACGGGUGUCCUGCACUUGCGCCCUGUGACCUGUGUGGGUCUUUUUGAAAUGUCUCCCAUUGUAAUCUUUUAAUUUAUUCCAACAACGAAGUAUGCUUGUGCCUGAUGAUCGCCACCAGGGCAGUGCGCUGUUUGCACCUGUGUAAAACAUGCCAGCAGACAGGAAAUAUUAAAGAUCAUAAGAGGAUUAAAAGGUUUUUCUUACCGC
Paramormyrops kingsleyae is the source of this 1736-nucleotide messenger RNA. RefSeq names its product dnaJ homolog subfamily B member 11-like. Gene Ontology annotation, molecular function: misfolded protein binding. The record is from RefSeq and is a predicted model, not a curated record. Gene Ontology annotation, biological process: protein folding; protein maturation. Gene Ontology annotation, cellular component: endoplasmic reticulum. NCBI's taxonomy places the organism in Eukaryota, Metazoa, Chordata, Actinopteri, Osteoglossiformes, Mormyridae.